GGGAUUGCUUGCGUCUUCCAGAUCGGUGAAUAGGCAUUACCUGGGACUAAUAUAACUCUGGCAUUACUAAAACUUCCAUCCACCCGUCUCCGGGGACCGUGCAUGCAGUUUCACGUGUCACGCCUGAGCGAGUUUACACAUAGGCCUAAAGUGAUGUCGCUCUGGGGCCCUGUGGCGGGAUUUGUAGCCAGUGAGCUGGUGGGCAUGGUGUGGUACUCCUCGGUACUGUUCGGAGAUUCAUGGAUGAGGAUGGUGCACCCAAGAAAACGCCCAGAGGAACUGAAAUCUUCUUCAGGUCGUGCUAUGGUCGUUUCCAUGGCAGCACAUGCUGCUCUCGCUGGAAUUCUGCGACAUGUUUAUGUGAACCACAUGUUGAUUGAUAACCUCCCUAUGGCCAUGGCAGCUGGUCUCUCCAUUUCAACAGUCUGCGCCAUCUCAGAAAUCUGCCAUGUCAUGUUUGGUAAAAAAUCCUGGGCAUUGUUUGCUAUUGAUAAUGGAUUUAACACUGCUGUCAUUCUGACCAUGAGUGUCGGUAUUGGUUUAUUCCUGUAA
This is a messenger RNA of Liolophura sinensis, 552 nucleotides long. RefSeq lists its product as uncharacterized. Bases 103 to 552 code for a protein of 149 amino acids. NCBI's taxonomy places the organism in Eukaryota, Metazoa, Mollusca, Polyplacophora, Chitonida, Chitonidae. The record is from RefSeq and is a predicted model, not a curated record. The transcript is spliced from 3 exons.